Fraxinus pennsylvanica is the source of this 477-nucleotide messenger RNA. NCBI's taxonomy places the organism in Eukaryota, Viridiplantae, Streptophyta, Magnoliopsida, Lamiales, Oleaceae. The record is from the annotation of a GenBank genome assembly.
AUGUUGGAUCUGAGCGAUAAAAGAUCAGAUUCUGAAGACAUGAACACCCAAAAUCCAAUUUGUGAUAAGGCUUCAUCUGAUUCUACAAUCCAGGUUAAAACUUGUGUUGAUUGUGGCACCUCCAAAACCCCCCUCUGGAGAGGUGGUCCUGCUGGUCCCAAGUCGCUGUGCAAUGCGUGUGGGAUCAGGAGCAGGAAGAAGAGGAGGGCUUUAAUGGGAGUGAACAAAGAAGACAAGAAAUCAAAGAAAUAUGCAACCACCAAGAAUAGUACCCACAGCAAUGAAAGCAGUACCAGCAGCAGUGGCGAGAGUACCAAUAAUAAGAUCGGAGAUUCAUUAAAGAAGAAAUUAUGGGCAUUUGGUAGAGAUGUAGCACUACAAAAACCAAGAUCAAAUACUCAAAGGAGAAAGUUGGGAGAGGUUGAACAAGCGGCAUUUCUUUUAAUGGCUUUAUCGUGUGGCUCUGUUUAUGCCUAG